AAAUAUUUUUUUGUUUGUAUCUUAAAAGUUUCGAAAGUUCGGAACCGAUUUGAAAAAUUGUUUCACUGUUGGAAAGCUAGACUGUCCCCGGUGAACAUAGGCUAUAUUUUAUCCGGGGAAACCACGGAUAAAUUGUAUAUAGAUAUCUUUUAAAUAGCUGCUCUAUCUUUUAAAACAAACUCCUCGUCAGCUUUAUUGUAUUAGUGCCUACUACAUUUUUUUAAUGUUUAUUUUUCAGUGAAUUUAAGCCAUAAAAUGAGUAACAAGAGAACGAGUAAAGCUUCUAAGAUAGCUGCCUGGAUAUUGUGGGUAGUCAACUUUAUUGUUAUGGUCACCUGCAUACUAAUAAUGACAUUGGGUCUAUGGAUAAUCUCGUCUCCUGGGUCCUUAUCAACUGUUAUAGACUUCACCGGCAAUGCCACUAUGAAGGCUCUGUUACAAGAUAUGCUGUCCUUACAAGUUGGUAUAGCAGUGACAGCGAUCGCCAUAUUUGUGUUCUGCAUCAGUUUUAUGGGGUUCUACGGCGCUAUUACCACAUCACCAUUCUUACUGUUUAUGGCUCUAGGCUAUACGCCUACGUUACACCGCGCCAGGCAGGCAGACGAUCAGAGUAACUUUUACAUUUAG
Molecule: messenger RNA, 627 nt
Organism: Helicoverpa zea (corn earworm)
Lineage: Eukaryota; Metazoa; Arthropoda; Insecta; Lepidoptera; Noctuidae
Exons: 4
Coding region: 256-627 (123 amino acids)
Source: RefSeq, a predicted model, not a curated record